GUUUCGCAGCAGAGGUAACGUAGCGAUCACGUGACACCUCUGUCGGUGGGAGUGAGAAUUUGAGAUGUCAUCGCCAUGCGUGUUGCUUUGGCUUGCUGUGUGUCUCCGUCGUCGUCGUAGUUCGGUGAUUUACUAUGACCCAGACACUCUCCCACAUUGGCAAUGUAGUAGUGUUUGAGGCAUCUGGCGACAACUGGUCGCACCCACAGCACGACAAUGCCACUUCAUUGUGCACUGUCGAAACGACGACUACGGCCUCUGCAGGAAGCGGUUCUGUUCUGGGUCUCCAUCAUCAUCAUCAACAACAAUACCAAGCCAACAGCAUCACCAAUGUUACUGCUGCCAGUCUUACUAGUAUUCCACAGCAAACAAAGCCCUGUUCGAGUUCCCUUAGCGAUACGAUCAUCAGUUCAACAACUGCUAUCAUCCCAUCGACUGCCGCCGUAUCUUCUUCUUCUUCUUCCUUUGGCGCUGUUCCUCCUCUAUCUACUGCUAUCGAUGUUACCCAUGCCACCAUCACCGCCUCCCUGGCUGCCACCACCAACACUGGAAACUUCCCUCCUUUCACCAACACUGCCACCACAACCAUCAACAACAACAACAACAGUACGGUUAUCCCGACCUCUUGUAUCGCCUCCAACUCUUCUACGACUUUGCAUCAAGUAGAACCUGCUACUAUUGUUCCUUAUUCCUCUGGACAUCGCUUAUUGUUAUUAUUACAACAACAACAACAACAGCAGCAAGAACAACAACAGCAGCAAACGUCGGGUGCGAUCCCGAGCCCAACAGCUCCGACGACGGCGACGACAGCUUUGUUGUCUCCUCGGUUGUUAUUGUCGCCCGUUCGUUCGUCGACUUUGUCUUCAUUGAAUUCAUUGAAUUCGUCCGGAAAAAAAAGCGACAACAACAGUAAGUUGGUGAAGAAAUCGGCCAACUUGCUCUUACCUUCCUCAUCCACUUGCACAUUGUCUCCACCAUCACUACCGUUAUUAUCUUCUGGUUCCAUUUCUGUUUGUUCUUCAUCAUCGUCAUCGCACACCACAGUCUCUUCUUCCUUAUCGUCGUCGUCGUCGUCCUCUUCGUCGUCGUCGUCUUCAUCUUCUUCGUCGUCGUCGUCGACAUCGUUAUCUCACCGGACAGCCCGAUCCCCGUCCACCUAUGACAAUAACUCCAGUGCUAACAGUACUGGCAGCAGCCAACAUUCAGCCCUGCCCCUAUCUCCCAGAAGUGACCCUUCUCGUAAAUGUCGCGGAUCGGUUGAUUCCAGGGGUCCUACUAGCUCAGGUGAGACAACAGCCACCACCACUACCGAAGAGGGACAUCAUCAGCGGAUCUCUGCAAGUUGUGGGGAGACAGCUGGUGGUAAGGAACGUCUUUCAAAAAUCGAGGAGAAUAUUGAGUCAUCUAUCAGGUAUUUUCAAUUGUUUAUAUUUACCUUACCUGUCUUUUAAAAUUACCUUUCCACAGCCAUUUUAUUAUAGCCAACCGUGUCAUGACGGACUUGUACACUAUUCCUUUAUUUCCUUGUCGUUCUUGUUCAUCUUUUCCUACCCUUAUUUUAUGUAUGUUUGCACAUUUUCCCAGGGCGGCAGGAUUUGGCAGAAACAGUGGAAUGUCGGUUAAAUACCUUGCGGUAUUUAAGUCACGUCCUUUAAUGUUCUGCGUUCAAAUCCUGCCGGAGUCGAUAGAAUAAAUAGCAGUCAAAUAGAGGGAAUCGAUCGAGUCGACAUCACCAUGAAUGCUGCCUCUUGUCUUUUAGCUUUUCUAGCAUUCAUUCCUUGGAUCCUCGUUUAUUUAUAUUUAAACAAUGAUGUAUUGGUCGGUUGUUCAAUGAAGCCUUCAUCAGUCGCCACUGGUCAUAUUGGAUUCCAUGUGUAUUUCACAGACAGCAAACGAAUUCUAUUUUCUUUUAAUUGUUAAUAACAAUAAUAGCAUCAUCACCUGCGAAUCUAAAAUAGAUUUUAGAAUCCCCACAUUUCCACAUAUACAUUAUCCUCUCUGUCCUUCAUUAAUGUUUAGCCUUUUUAUAAGUCAUUCUUUAUUUUGGUUUAUUUUUCUUCCCAGAGAAGGAAGAAGCAUCCUAUAUCUAUGAUCUGUGUGUGUUUUGUUAAUGUUGUAAACUAAAUCUUUAAAUUCCUUAGUAAUUUUGGCAAUUCCAACAUGAGUCUCUGGUUUAAACGAAAACUAUGUGAUAGAAUGAAACAGGAAAAUAUUUAUAUUUAUAAACCAUUCUGUGAGACUUUGCUGCUUCUUUUGGAAACGUAAUUUACUGAGAAUUUCUAAGACACAGUUUCAGUUUCUUUGGAUAUUUUAUUUGAUUUAAAAAUAAAUGUUUACAUUGUCUUAGAAUUCCUGUGGUCGCUGCUGGUUCGCUAAUUGCAUGACAAAUAUUUAUAAUUAAAAGAAUGGAAAGGGUUGUUUUUUUUAAAAACAGUACGUAAAACUUAAAAAAAAAGAUAAGGCAGUUAUGUGCACUUAACUGUGUGUGUUUGUGUGUAUAUAUAUGUAUAUUAUAUACACACACGCAUACAUUGGUGUUCUAUUUACAAAACAUUAAUGUAUGCUUGAGGUGUGAUUUUUUUUUUAUUUGUUUAUAAUUUGAAAUAUAUACCCAAGUGUGAUCAUCUGAUGUUUCGCAUUUCUAAUAAAUUGGAACUGUCAGUGUGUGUGUAAAUAUAUAUAUACACACACGCGCAAAAUAUGUGUUUGUGUGUAUCCAUACACAUUGUCAUAAACAUAUGACAAUGUGUCUUUUUUUCCCGUCUAAUAAUGAAAGUAGGUCUUUGAACACACACACACACACCGUAUAUUCAUUCUAUCGCAUCUUCUCCCCAUGCAUUAUUUGUUGAUGCAAUUGUGUUGCUGUGUUGAUGCAUUUUCCGAGUCAAAUGGACACAUUUUCCAAUCUGUACCUGUAAAUAUAUGUGUGUGUGUGUGUAAAUUUAACUACAAGCAAUGUGUACACUCACACUCACACACAUACGCGCACACACAGACAUUGUAAUAGCUAAUGUUUUCGAUAGUUGUGAACGAAGCAUGCCGUGAUGGCAACCUUAUUAUUCCCUAUCUGUUGAGAUUAACCAACUGCAAGGAGCCCAAUAAUCGAUCGACGUGCAAUCUUCAUAGCUAAUAUACUUACUACUCCUCUUUGCUCCACUGUUUAUUUACUCUUUCCUUUCCUCUGUCACCUGUUUUCUUCCUAUUCUUCAUGUUAACCCAGCUUAUCCAGACCUGAUUAAGGGAUCAGCUUAGAUUUACAU
Messenger RNA from Octopus bimaculoides (California two-spot octopus), 3260 nucleotides. RefSeq lists its product as uncharacterized. The record is from RefSeq and is a predicted model, not a curated record. Lineage: Eukaryota; Metazoa; Mollusca; Cephalopoda; Octopoda; Octopodidae.